GUUGGCAUGUUCCCGUUUCUCUUCUGUUCUCUUUGGUGCUCGUAUGCUUGUCUUAUGUCUUUUAAACGUUCGUCUUUUAUUUUGAGACACUUAGCGGCACCCGUCGCGUGUACAUGCCUAGCACCUUAGUCGCGUCUCGGCGCCAUCUAGCCAUAGCAUCGGUUGAGCAUUCCUCUCUCCUCUCGUCUGUUACCUUGCACGAUGUUGGUUGAGUCGAUAUCUGAAUAUUCUUCUAUAGGCCAGUCUAGACCGUGCCAGUCUUUCCUCGAUUACUCCCGAUCUGGACAGCAUCGUGGUUACGGUUGUCUCGCAGUGUCUCGAGCUCUCCAGGAUGCUAGUAACAACAGCGACAUGCCCUUUCAGUGUGACGGGUCGGUGAACCACGGAAUCCACCCUUGCCUGAGUCUUCCGAGAAAUUGCAGGCUAUAUUACGACGCUCGACGCUGUUGGCCGCCUUAGACGUCUUAACAUCGCAAAUAUCAUACAGUCAAGUUCCAUCACUUUACAUCCUCCUCCUGUCACAUGCCUACGUGCGUCAUUUGCCUCGACGUACUCAAGAACCCGGCCGCCCUACCUUGUGGACAUGUCUUCUGCUACGAAUGUGUCGUGCAGUUGGUCCGUAACGUCCAUCCAUACGUUAACCAACAUUUUUGUCCGACAUGCCGGCAAGCUUACACUAUAACAACUGUCAACCCGUCCCUAGUUCCACCACACCUUCAACUUCACGUCUCCCCCUCUAUCCGCAAGCUGUCCCUCGAUUACAGUGUACCAAAAUCGACUAGAAGUAACGAGCCACUCGAACUUGAAUGUGCUCGCCUCAGAGCCGAGAACCAAUCCUUAAAAAACUGUUGUAGUGUCUGGUGUAAUCGCGCGAGAUUGCAUGCCAGGACCACAUUGGGCUUGAUUGGGAUGGUGAGGAUGGGAAAGGACGCUGCCCUUCAGAUGAAGGCGCAGAGGGACGAAUUUGAAAAACAGCUUACUUCGUUGAAACGGAGCUGGGACGAGCGAGACACUCCUCCGGAAUCUUCGUCUCCCUCAGACACCUCUUCUCCUUCGGUAUCCUCACGAGUCUCGGCGCCAUUACCUCGACGACACCAAUCUCCAACGUUCUCGCCUUCUCCGUUUUGCCCGAGGACCCCAUCUCCCUGUUACUCGGAACAAUCAUAUCACCCUGACUGUCCCGAUUGUCAAGCUUCCACACCUCCUAUCAAGCGUCAGCGCACUAGUGAAGAACCUACGUUGAAGAUUAUUGGUGAUGCGUCCUCGGAGUGCGCUCAAACCGCUGUUUCCAUCUGUUAAGUAGAUUAUUAUUUUGGAUUUCCUGCUAUACCCGACGGACCUAGACUAAGUAAUCUGUACUAUUAUGUUUUCGAUGACUGCUGCGCUAUCUGCCUCCUUGCUCUUUGUACUCAUUCUUCCCCACUCAACCCCGACUUCUUGUCAUUGUGUCUUGUAUCGAUUAUAAUUACUGUACUAAUGCCACAGAAGCUUUCUUGGCAAGCAACUUGCAAGCCAUAUCUUUAUGACCCCAUCGAUCGACCUAGGCCAGGAUAUUCGAUCGCCCUC
Molecule: messenger RNA, 1566 nt
Organism: Somion occarium
Lineage: Eukaryota; Fungi; Basidiomycota; Agaricomycetes; Polyporales; Cerrenaceae
Source: the annotation of a GenBank genome assembly